UUUGCAACAAAGUAUGCUUUAAAAUGUAAACCGUGGAGGCAUUUUCCUUGCGUUGUCCAGAAGGAACUUUGUCCUGCGUGAGCCUGGAUUAAUCAUGAGAGAGCUCGUCAACAUUCCACUGGUACACAUUCUUACUCUGGUUGCCUUCAGCGGAACUGAGAAACUUCCAAAAGCUCCUGUCAUCACCACUCCUCUUGAAACUGUGGAUGCCUUAGUUGAAGAAGUGGCUACUUUCAUGUGUGCAGUGGAAUCCUACCCCCAGCCUGAGAUUUCCUGGACCAGAAAUAAAAUUCUCAUUAAGCUCUUUGACACCCGGUACAGCAUCCGGGAGAAUGGUCAGCUCCUCACCAUCCUGAGUGUGGAAGACAGUGAUGAUGGCAUUUACUGCUGCACGGCCAACAAUGGUGUGGGAGGAGCUGUGGAGAGUUGUGGAGCCCUGCAAGUGAAGAUGAAACCUAAAAUAACUCGUCCUCCCAUAAAUGUGAAAAUAAUAGAGGGAUUAAAAGCAGUCCUACCAUGUACUACAAUGGGUAAUCCCAAACCAUCAGUGUCUUGGAUAAAGGGAGACAGCCCUCUCAGGGUAAGUGGUUAUGAUGUUAAAACAUAUCCCAGAUUCAACACCACUGACUUCACAGCAGGGCCUGAAAGUGAACCUGAACAAGAUACUAAAGUUUUUGCCAGGAUCCUGCGGGCUCCUGAAUCCCACAAUGUCACCUUUGGCUCCUUUGUGACCCUGCACUGUACAGCAACAGGCAUUCCUGUCCCCACCAUCACCUGGAUUGAAAACGGAAAUGCUGUUUCUUCUGGGUCCAUUCAAGAGAGUGUAAAAGACCGAGUGAUUGACUCAAGACUGCAGCUGUUUAUCACCAAGCCAGGACUCUACACAUGCAUAGCUACCAAUAAGCAUGGGGAGAAGUUCAGUACUGCCAAGGCUGCAGCCACUAUCAGCAUAGCAGAAUGGAGUAAACCACAGAAAGAUAACAAAGGCUACUGCGCCCAGUAUAGAGGGGAGGUGUGUAAUGCAGUCCUGGCAAAAGACGCUCUUGUUUUUCUCAACACCUCCUAUGCGGACCCUGAGGAGGCCCAAGAGCUGCUGGUCCACACGGCCUGGAAUGAACUGAAAGUAGUGAGCCCACUCUGCAGGCCAGCUGCUGAGGCUUUGUUGUGUAACCACGUCUUCCAGGAGUGCAGUCCUGGAGUAGUGCCGACUCCUAUUCCCAUUUGCAGAGAGUACUGCUUGGCAGUAAAGGAGCUCUUCUGUGCAAAAGAAUGGCUGGCAAUGGAAGAGAAGACCCACAGAGGACUCUACAGAUCUGAGAUGCAGUUGCUGUCGGUGCCAGAAUGCAGCAAGCUUCCCAGCAUGCACUGGGACCCUACAGCCUGUGCCAGACUGCCACAUUUAGAUUAUAACAAAGAAAACCCAAAAACAUUCCCACCAAUGACAUCCUCAAAGCCAAGUGUGGACAUUCCAAAUUUGCCUUCCUCCUCCUCUUCUUCCUUCUCUGUCUCACCUACAUACUCCAUGACUGUAAUAAUCUCCAUCAUGUCCAGCUUUGCAAUAUUUGCGCUUCUUACCAUAACUACUCUCUAUUGCUGCCGAAGAAGAAAACAGUGGAAAAAUAAGAAAAGAGAAUCAGCAGCAGUAACCCUCACCACACUGCCUUCUGAGCUCUUACUAGAUAGACUUCAUCCCAACCCCAUGUACCAGAGGAUGCCGCUCCUUCUGAACCCCAAAUUGCUCAGCCUGGAGUAUCCAAGAAAUAACAUUGAAUAUGUGAGAGACAUUGGAGAGGGAGCGUUUGGAAGGGUGUUUCAAGCAAGGGCACCAGGUUUACUUCCCUAUGAACCUUUCACUAUGGUGGCAGUAAAGAUGCUCAAGGAAGAAGCCUCGGCAGAUAUGCAAGCGGAUUUUCAGAGGGAGGCAGCCCUCAUGGCAGAAUUUGACAACCCUAACAUUGUGAAGCUCUUAGGCGUGUGUGCUGUCGGGAAGCCAAUGUGCCUGCUCUUUGAAUACAUGGCCUAUGGUGAUCUCAAUGAGUUCCUCCGCAGCAUGUCCCCUCACACCGUGUGCAGCCUCAGUCACAGUGACUUGUCUAUGAGGGCCCAGGUCUCCAGCCCUGGACCCCCACCCCUCUCCUGUGCUGAGCAGCUUUGCAUUGCCAGGCAAGUGGCAGCUGGUAUGGCUUACCUCUCAGAACGUAAGUUUGUUCACCGAGAUUUAGCCACCAGGAACUGUCUGGUGGGCGAGAACAUGGUGGUAAAAAUUGCCGACUUUGGCCUCUCCAGGAACAUCUACUCAGCAGACUACUACAAAGCUAAUGAAAACGACGCUAUCCCUAUCCGUUGGAUGCCACCAGAGUCCAUUUUUUAUAACCGCUACACUACAGAGUCUGAUGUGUGGGCCUACGGCGUGGUCCUCUGGGAGAUCUUCUCCUAUGGCCUGCAGCCCUACUAUGGGAUGGCCCAUGAGGAGGUCAUUUACUACGUGCGAGAUGGCAACAUCCUCUCCUGCCCUGAGAACUGCCCCGUGGAGCUGUACAAUCUCAUGCGUCUAUGUUGGAGCAAGCUGCCUGCAGACAGACCCAGUUUCACCAGUAUUCACCGAAUUCUGGAACGCAUGUGUGAGAGGGCAGAGGGAACUGUGAGUGUCUAA
Molecule: messenger RNA, 2653 nt
Organism: Mandrillus leucophaeus (drill)
Lineage: Eukaryota; Metazoa; Chordata; Mammalia; Primates; Cercopithecidae
Gene: MUSK
Product: muscle, skeletal, receptor tyrosine kinase
Exons: 16
Coding region: 95-2653 (852 amino acids)
Biological process (GO): multicellular organism development; positive regulation of kinase activity; cell surface receptor protein tyrosine kinase signaling pathway
Cellular component (GO): signaling receptor complex
Molecular function (GO): transmembrane receptor protein tyrosine kinase activity; protein binding; ATP binding
Source: RefSeq, a predicted model, not a curated record